AUGAUUAAGGCCAAACACACUGGUUGCCCAGAGCUCAGAGCAAAUCCUCAGUGCAAGGGCCAGUUCUGCUGCAUCCACAUCUGGUACAGGGUCUCACUCAGACCAGACUGUCCCUGGCUACCUGAGGACAUGCCUCCUGCUGCCCAGAGUGCUGUGACUUCCCCUCUCUGAGCCCUGGAUUUCUUAUCUGUGAAACAAGAGGCUGCAUUAAUGGCUGGCAGCAUUCCUUCUUUCUUUAGCUCUGAAGGUCCAGGAUAUUUCACCAUGGGAGGUUCAGCAAACAACGGCAUGGCAACUCAAGAGGAUAAAACAGGGAUGCUUCAGAGGAUCAAUGUUUGGAUCCCAUCUGGGAAGUCUCAUGAUGCAAGGACCUUGUCAGGAUUACAGCUGUAUCCCCGGAGCCUAGCGCUGUGCUUGGCAUACAACAGGUGCUCAAUCAAUACUUGCCAAAUGACUGAAUGCAUCCUGUCAGUAUCAGGAUGCCACCCAGGCCCUGAGGGAGCCAGGGCAUGGGAGGAAAACGUUUGGACUCCUGCCAUGCCUUACAUUAGCAGCAUCUUCUCUGAGCCCUGA
Lynx canadensis (Canada lynx) is the source of this 573-nucleotide messenger RNA. RefSeq names its product chromosome D3 C22orf24 homolog (gene YWHAH-AS1). NCBI's taxonomy places the organism in Eukaryota, Metazoa, Chordata, Mammalia, Carnivora, Felidae. The record is from RefSeq and is a predicted model, not a curated record.